Messenger RNA from Syngnathus acus (greater pipefish), 1186 nucleotides. It is a transcript of the gene elp5, whose product is annotated as elongator acetyltransferase complex subunit 5. Bases 193 to 1086 code for a protein of 297 amino acids. The record is from RefSeq and is a predicted model, not a curated record. The transcript has 8 exons. Gene Ontology annotation, biological process: tRNA wobble uridine modification. Gene Ontology annotation, molecular function: tRNA binding. Lineage: Eukaryota; Metazoa; Chordata; Actinopteri; Syngnathiformes; Syngnathidae. Gene Ontology annotation, cellular component: cytosol; nucleus; elongator holoenzyme complex.
ACAUCCCCUCCGCCCCCACCGCCACCACCACCGAUGCCAUUUCGCCAGGUUACGCUAUGAAAAAUAUUGGGCUAGACAUUGCGAUGUUUAAAGAUUUGUGUGCUGACAUGUCGGGGGCCUAAAAUAGAAAAUGUUGCCUAAAUGUUGCUGCCACUUUGACUCAUUUUGUGUCAAGAAUAGUAACACUGUCGUAUGAUAACUAUCUUUAGCAUUUGUAGCACCAUGCUGCACGACUUGCUACAAGGAAUUGACCCUGGAGGCUUUCUUAUCAUACAAGAUUCCUGUUGUUCUUCUGGCCGACGACUUCUAUGGAGCAUCAUCAAGGCUGCAUUGAACAGGACGGAAGCAGUCCAUGUCCUCAGCUUUGAAGUCAGCGAGGAUGAGCUGAAGAAUGGCUUGAAAGGAUCACCGAUUGAAAGGCUCCACUUUCACAACGCUUACGACGACCCCUUGGGCUGGACCGGACACGCCGCCUUUACGGUGGACCAGUUCUGCGUGGAGAGAGUCACGCAGCUCGUCGAGCAGUCCUCUCAAGUGAAGCCGGCAGUUUUAAUCAUUGACUCACUCUCGUGGAUCCUGAGACAUGUUAGCCCGUCUGCGGUCUGCAGGACUUUGCAACAACUUAACAAUGGUGGAUCUGUGGGAAACAUCAUCGGUCUCCUCCAUUCCGAUAUGCACCCGCGAGGUAUGGUGGGCAGCCUGUGCCACUCGGCUACGUCACUCAUCAACGUUGUGACGGGACCGAGAGGAGACCAUGCAAAGAUAACCAAGCGCUUGAAGUCAGGAAAGGUUUUGCAAGAUGAGGAGGUGUUCUCCAUCAAAGAUGACCUGACGGUGGUUGGACAGAGCAAAUUCAGUUUGGCCGAGCCACAAGAACAGAGGGCAGACCCAACAGCAAAUUUGACUUUCAACCUACGCUUGUCCGACAGCCAGCGAGAGGCUAAGGAGAACCUAGCGCUGCCCUUUGUCUUCAGUAAAGAGAAAAAAGCAGCACUUCUCCACACCGGUUCAGGGAGAAUUGUGUACGAGCCCGACGCAAACGACGACUACGACCAGGAGGAUCCCGAUGACGAUCUUGACGUGUGAUCGUCUUGUUUUAUUAGCACGGACUUUUUUUUCAUGACUUUAAAGAACAUGUUUAUUAUUAAAUAGAACAAUGGGAUAAUAAAAAUGUAAAAUAAACUGU